AGUUAGCUGAUGGACUCAUGAAAGGACUCGGAUGGUUGCUUGUCAUUCACACAAAACCGCCGCUCCGUCUGGGUCAGAAAUAGGAGUCUGAAUGGGCUGGAAAUAAAUAAAUAAUAAUAAAACCAUAAAUAAAAAGCAUUUUUUUCAGAUCCCUGAAGUGGCAUCAUCAUCAUCUUCAUCAUCAUCAUCAGCUGUUCUGAGAGCAGCCGGUGCGCGCCGUCGUGCUCGCACCGCCUCGGGGCAGGAGGGGUUGGAGUGACGCUGCCGUCCAAUGGGCAUCGGCUUUCUCCGGACCGAGCGCAGCAUCUCCAUCUCAGCGGCACUUUUGCGCCACAGAGAAGUAAAGGAAGCUUUCUUACUCUGCACUGGAGAGGAUCAGGAAAAAAGCCCCGGGAAUCCAGGAAUUAAGGAGGCGUUCAGGACCGAGAAAGGCUCAUCUUUUCUUGUUUUCUCCUUUUCUAAACCGGCGGGUUUUUUGCAAAGAUGAAGGUCCGCUUGCUGGUCCAGUUGGUGUGCACCUUACUUGUGGGCGCAUCCUCGGGGAGUAGGACAGGCCAGCUCCAGAAAGCUUGCAGACCUGGCUUUUCCCAGAACUUCUACACGGUGAUUGUCUCAAGAGACAAGCUGCACGGUCAGAGCAUCCUCAAAGUGAAGUUUGAGGAUUGCCAGCGCAGCAGAGAGGUGGGCUUUGUCAGCAGCGAUCCAAAGUUCAGCGUGAGGCCUGAUGGGACGGUGUAUGCUGAACAGGAAGUGGCCAACCUUUCAGAGCCCGUCCAGUUCAUGCUUACAGCGAGGGGGCUGCACGAUCCCCACAUCUGGGAGACCACCGUUAAGCUGGCUCUUGCUGGACACCUUCAUCCUCUACCACUCACAAAGAUCAGCUUCGAGGAAAUGCUGUCAAGAGUGUGGGACCCCCAACCCAGGGUUAUCAAGUUUUCUCGAAGACAUCAGAGAGGCUCCUCUGCCAAUGGGCUGAGGCGACAGAAGAGAGACUGGGUCAUCCCUCCCAUCAAUGUCCCUGAAAACUCCCGAGGACCCUUCCCCCACAUGCUUGUCAGAAUCCGCUCAGAUCAGGAUAAGAAUGAUGGCAUCCGCUACAGCAUCACCGGAGCAGGUGCCGAUCAGCCGCCGAGUGGAAUCUACAACAUAGAUCCCAUCAGCGGCAACAUGUUUGUCACCCAGCCCCUGGACAGGGAGGAGAAAGCCUCCUUCCACCUGCGUGCUCAUGCAGUGGACAUGAAUGGGAACCAGGUGGAGAACCCAGUUGAUCUGUACAUCUACGUGAUUGACAUGAACGACAACAGGCCUGAGUUUCAGAACCAGGUUUAUAACGGCUCUGUGGCCGAAGGCUCCAAACCCGGUUCUUCUGUGAUGCAGGUGACAGCAACAGACUCUGACGAUUCCACCACCGCUAACGGCAUGGUGCGCUACCGCAUCCUGUCUCAGAUCCCCGAGACUCCGAUCUCCAACAUGUUCACCAUCAACAGCGAGACUGGAGACAUCGUUACGGUGGCUGCCGGCCUGGACCGAGAGGUCAGUGCUCCCUGGGUGUUCAUGACUUUAUCACCCUGCUGCUUGUUAAAACUUUUACAAAGAUCCAGUCGUUUUCGCAGCUGCAGAUAUCGCUCCGAAAUUAUCGCAUUCCAACAUGACUUAUGAUAAACUUUUGCUGCCACAUUGUUACUAUAUGUGAAAUCUUUCAUGUAAUUGCAAAAAAGUGGACCCAGUGAAUAAAACUCAAGUCACUAAUUCAGUGCUUUAUUUAAUCUAGCUGGCUGCUUUCUGCAAUUCUGGUUCAAAGGAACAGUUGUUGCUGUUGGACUCCACGCUGACAUGUUUCUGUGUGAUGCAGAAAAAAGUAAUCAAUAUAAAAUCUGAGAAGAACACCAAUAAGACCUAAAGUUUGUUACUCAGUCCAACAUUAGAAAAGCUACAAAUAAAUCAGAAUCGCAGUAACGUCUCGUAAACAACCUUUACAGACAUUUCAAGUAGACAUAAUUAAGUUUACAAUGAAACCAGUGAGGAGCACAGUCUUUGAGCUGUUUCUGUGUUAUUAACAGCUUAUAAUAAUUUUAUUUAAUGUAAUUGCAUGUAAGACUUUGACUUUGAGAAACAGUUUAGUUCCGUUUUUUAAAAAACUGUCAGUUUAGAAACAUAUUUUUACACACAAAUGAGAUAAAAUCCCCUUUUUCUGAUGUUUUUAUGAAAGAAAUGUUGACUUGUUGGAUUUCUGAGUUUCUAUCUUGAUGAAGAUCUCACCUGCCUUCUACCUGAUUUGGUGUGGAAUAAAGAUUUUCACUCGAUCAGACAACAUGAAUUGUUGAAGGACAUAGGUGUUGUCAUUCAGCUCCACACCUGCGAAAGGUGUAAUCAUCUAACAAUGAGAAAAGAUAAAUACAUUAUCAUUAAUGUCUUGAUAUCACAUUACUGGACAGAGCUAUGCAAAAUCCAAAAAUGUCAUUUCUUAUUUCUAAGAGGAAAAAAAAGAUUAAUUAUAGAUUUUUUUUGUAAUUUGGAUGAGAAUGAGUUAAUUUAGCUACAAGCACAAGUGUUCCCAGAAUAAAAGGUUUGGAAAAGUUGGCAAAUCCCAUAUAUACUAAUUUCUCUGUUAAUUAAUGGAUUAUUCAAAUACUAGACUCAAGCAUUCAACAGCUGCUGUCUCAAAAUAGAAAAUUUCAUCUGAAAACUUAACAAUUCAUUAACAACUGUAAAAUCUAAAUUUCACAAAAUUCCCUCAGUAAACAGCCACAUUUGAAGGAUUUUAAAUUUAUUUUUUAAGAGAUAUUCUAUUCUUAUCUCAGCGUGAGGAGCCGAGAUAAUGGCCGCGUAAAUCCAGCAACUCUGCUGGUCAAGUCACGAGAGGCUUCUUUUUAUCAUUCUCCUCUGGCUCAUCCACGACUUAUGUGUCUGUUGCUUUCUGAGGUUGUUUGCCAACCCACACAACGCACGCUGUCCCUGCUCCGUCUUCCAUCUCAUCCUGCUAAUGAGGGAGGUCACUGGGGUCAACUUUUGUUUAUCCCAAGCCGGGUCUGGUUACUGUGGGCAGCCGUGCUCGCCGUGUAGCCUCUCUCUCUCUCUCUCUCUCUCUCUCUCUCUCUCUCUCUCUCUCUCUCUCUCUCUCUCUCUCUCUCUCUCUCUCUCUCUCUCUCUCUCUGCCUCUCUCUCUCUCUCUCUCUCUGCCUCUCUCUCUCUGUCUCUCUCUCUCUCUCUCUCUGCCUCUCUCUCUCUCUCUCUCUCUCUCUCUCUCUCUCUCUCUCUCUCUCUCUCUCUCUCUCUCUCUCUCUCUCUCUCUCUCUCUCUCUGUCUGCCUCCCUGUCUG
Messenger RNA from Nothobranchius furzeri (turquoise killifish), 3319 nucleotides. The record is from RefSeq and is a predicted model, not a curated record. Lineage: Eukaryota; Metazoa; Chordata; Actinopteri; Cyprinodontiformes; Nothobranchiidae.